Messenger RNA from Perognathus longimembris pacificus (Pacific pocket mouse), 785 nucleotides. RefSeq names its product voltage-dependent L-type calcium channel subunit alpha-1C-like. Lineage: Eukaryota; Metazoa; Chordata; Mammalia; Rodentia; Heteromyidae. Gene Ontology annotation, biological process: calcium ion import across plasma membrane. The transcript is spliced from 3 exons. The record is from RefSeq and is a predicted model, not a curated record. Gene Ontology annotation, molecular function: high voltage-gated calcium channel activity. The coding region runs from base 216 to 707 and encodes 163 amino acids. Gene Ontology annotation, cellular component: voltage-gated calcium channel complex.
GCGGGGAGCCGCGGCCCGGGGCGCUCGCCGCGGUGACGGGCAUCAGGUAAAGCCGGCGCGGGCGGAGCCGCCGGGCCCCCCCCGGACCCCCCCGGACCCCCGGACCCGGGCCGCGCGCGCUCGGGCGCCGCCGCCGCCGCCGGCUCGUCGUGGCCGCUCCCGCCACAGCCCGGUGUCUUUUGCUUUUCCUGUCCGCGGUCCAUGAGCAUCCGAGGAUGUACAGCCCCGAGGAGAACCACCGAGGUUCCAACUAUGGGAGCCCACGCCCAGCUCAUGCCAACAUGAAUGCCAACGCAGCGGCAGGACUGGCCCCCGAGCACAUCCCCACCCCGGGGGCAGCCCUGUCCUGGCAGGCGGCCAUCGAUGCAGCCCGGCAGGCCAAGCUGAUGGGCAGCGCCGGCAACGCCACCAUCUCCACGGUCAGCUCCACCCAGCGCAAGCGGCAGCAGUACGGGAAACCCAAGAAGCAAGGUGGCACGACCGCCACGCGGCCACCCCGGGCCCUGCUCUGCCUGACCCUGAAGAACCCCAUCCGCAGGGCAUGCAUCAGCAUCGUGGAAUGGAAACCCUUUGAAAUCAUUAUUUUACUGACUAUUUUUGCCAACUGUGUGGCCUUAGCCAUCUACAUUCCUUUCCCAGAGGACGACUCCAAUGCCACCAACUCCAACCUGGUAAGUCGCCAAGGCUCUGUGUUUUCUACUACUUGAGUUGGUGCGACUGAGUUUGGGUCACAGGGAGUCGUGUUGGCAUGUGUGCAAGGAGAGAGAUGGUGGACUGGCGCCUGU